AUGGAAGAUGAAAGCCACAGCAAUUUGCCAAAUGGGCUCAUCGCAGGAAGCCCUGAAAGCCCAAGCUUAAAGACAUGCAACAACAACAACACUUCUAACACCAUCACCACCACCACCAAUAGUAUCAACAAAGAACAAGAUCGCUUUCUCCCUAUUGCCAAUGUUGGAAGAAUCAUGAAAAAGGCCAUCCCUAGCAAUGGGAAAAUCUCAAAGGAUGCAAAAGAGACAGUUCAAGAAUGUGUAUCAGAGUUCAUCAGCUUUGUCACAGGAGAAGCCUCUGACAAAUGUCAAAGAGAAAAAAGAAAGACCAUCAAUGGGGAUGAUAUCAUAUGGGCCAUCACUACCUUAGGAUUUGAAGAUUAUGUUGACCCAUUAAAAUCCUAUCUCCAAAAAUAUAGAGAUAUAGAAGGGGAAAAGGUUAAUAUUCCUAAGCAACAACGUUCUGAUCAAAGGCUACAUCAACAACACCAAGACCAAAAUAAUAAUCUACCUUUAAGUAGUGUAUAUUCCUCAGCAAAUCUCAUUUCUCAACCUCCUUAUGUAGCCACGGAUCAACUAUUUUCCCUUCCAUUCUCCCCAAAUUCAAUUCAGAAACAAUUACAGCCGCAAGACCAGAUCGAUUCAGUUGGCCAAUGGUAA
Abrus precatorius (Indian licorice) is the source of this 639-nucleotide messenger RNA. Its product is annotated as nuclear transcription factor Y subunit B-3-like. Gene Ontology annotation, biological process: regulation of transcription by RNA polymerase II. Gene Ontology annotation, molecular function: DNA-binding transcription activator activity, RNA polymerase II-specific; protein heterodimerization activity; RNA polymerase II cis-regulatory region sequence-specific DNA binding. Gene Ontology annotation, cellular component: CCAAT-binding factor complex; nucleus. NCBI's taxonomy places the organism in Eukaryota, Viridiplantae, Streptophyta, Magnoliopsida, Fabales, Fabaceae. The record is from RefSeq and is a predicted model, not a curated record. The transcript has a single exon. The coding region runs from base 1 to 639 and encodes 212 amino acids.